GCGUUCGAUUGUUGGAAGCAUGGAAUGAUAGAUAGAUGGGUGAGCCUAUUCCUGCGCCCUGACGACGUGAACGAGGCACGAUGGUCGUUCUGAUGUCCAAGGAUGAGGAAUUUGACUCCGUGGAGCACCUGUGCGAUUAUACCAUAGAUCUAUUCUAUUGUCUUGAACGCCACGCUAUGUCGACGACCCACGCCCUGCUCUGCUUCAUACAUGAUGCGAUUACCGUGUUGCUCUUUAUGAGUGUGGCGUGGAGGCGUUUGCUACACUCUAUAGUAUAGCUGCUCGUGAAGACCUCGGCCAUGGCAUCGAGCAGUCAAGAUGUAGUAGCCUAUUGUGCGGAAAGAAAGCGGGUCAGAGAU
Messenger RNA from Didymella exigua CBS 183.55, 359 nucleotides. RefSeq lists its product as uncharacterized. NCBI's taxonomy places the organism in Eukaryota, Fungi, Ascomycota, Dothideomycetes, Pleosporales, Didymellaceae. The transcript has a single exon. The coding region runs from base 81 to 278 and encodes 65 amino acids. The record is from RefSeq and is a predicted model, not a curated record.